Molecule: messenger RNA, 609 nt
Organism: Fonticula alba
Lineage: Eukaryota; Rotosphaerida; Fonticulaceae
Exons: 3
Coding region: 1-609 (202 amino acids)
Source: RefSeq, a predicted model, not a curated record
AUGGCCAUGUCCAGGCGGGACCACUCUCCGGACCCGGACGGCGGCCGACGGGGCUCGCGCCCUGAUCGCGAUCGCAGUCGCAGCCGCAGCCGCAGCCGUGACCGGGGCCGACGUAGCUCCGACAAGCACACUCGCAAGUAUGCCCGCGAGCUCAGCCGUAGCCGUGAUCGUAGCUGCGAUCGCAGUCGCAGCCGCAGCCGCAGCCACGAUCGGAGGCGGCGACGUUCUCGGAGGAGCAAGCGCAGUCGCAGCCGCAGCCGCAGUCGCAGUCGCAGUCACAGUCUGCCCCUGAACCGCCCGAGUCAUGGUCCCCCGCCGCCAGUACCCACCACCAGCUCGAGUGGUGCCCAGGGAACGCAGAGUAUCCCGCGCGAUCCGCCGGCCACUCCGGCCGCCUCCUUCGGCCCCAUGACUCCGGCCCAGUAUGACAAACUCUACAACACCAUCAGUGAAAAGUAUGACGAGGAAACAGGCCGCAUGAGACUCGUUCGAGGCACCGGGGAGAUUCUCGAACGAAUUGUUUCCAAAUCCCAACAACAACAGAUCAACAAACAAUCCACCAGGGCCGACGGGAUUUGGUACAUGCGUCAAGCGGCCCACAAGCGCUGA